Molecule: messenger RNA, 2109 nt
Organism: Frieseomelitta varia
Lineage: Eukaryota; Metazoa; Arthropoda; Insecta; Hymenoptera; Apidae
Exons: 2
Coding region: 415-873 (152 amino acids)
Source: RefSeq, a predicted model, not a curated record
GAAGGGUACCGGACCUCGUGGCUUCGGCAAACGGCGGACUCGAAACAGGCUUCCUCGCCUUGAAGAUUCAGCUAGAACGAGUCGGACCGUCGUACGGUGAGGACCAGAGAAGCUCGGUUCUCGUGGCUUGCGUGGGGGAAGAGGCAGCGACGAAUUUUCGAGAAGUCUUGACUGAAAAGUCGAAGGAAAUCGAUCGAAAUAUCGGAGGAACGGCUCGUCGAGGAACGGCUCGUCGAGGAACAGCGGACGCGCUUGAACGAAGAAAACGGCACGUCAUCGAAUUUGACUCCGAAAUUACCUGUUACAUCCGCUUCGAACGCAAACGCUGAAACGGAGAAAAGAAGAUCGAGAAUAACAGAGUGUUCCCUCGCGAGUUGGUUGCUGGAAUUUGUCAAAACAUAAGAAGUCUUCGAGAUGCUGGCAUCUUCGAUGUGUCGCGAAGUUCACUUCACAGUGUUGUCCGGCACGACGAUGACCUCGCGCGCACCACGCUGUUUGUCCGGCACGACGAUGACCUCGCGCGUACCACGUUGCUUGUUCGGCAAGCCGAACUCGAAGGAAACCAUGGAAAUGCUGCGCGAAGAGCUCCAAAUGGAGAGAAGCAAAUUCAUUAAACGAUGGGGCGUCGAUCCGCGAUCUGGACAAGAGGACAAGGAGAACAGCUGCCAGAGGAAACGGCACGAGCAAUCGCCGAAGAAACGAAGCAAUCCGUACUCCAGACAAACCAAUAUUCACGAUUACUGGCGUGCUCGGAAGGUAUGCGAGGUGAAUAAAAAGCCGCUUGCUUCGUCGAUGGACUCUUCGAAACAGCAGAGCGAAGCGCCGAAAACGCCGAAGACGAUGAAGCCAUCGAAAACGGCGGCGCAAAAGUGAGGAAGCGGACUUGCAUUUAAUUGCAAUUGGCUGCUUCGUCGUAGCGAGAAUAUCGGAUCGCUAUCAGAUCUUGUAUAUUUAUUCGUCAUUGCUGUUGUAUGACAUCGUCGUCGUGGUAAAUCAAUUAAUAGGUCGAUGUUUGUUAAUGUUCGUUAAUCAUCAGUUAGUUGUUAACUAUCAUAUUUCUGUAGAUACAUUCUACAUUGAGCGAUAUACAUACAUACAUACAUACAUAUAUAUAUAUAUAUAUGUAUAUGUACAUGGAUAUGUAUAUGGAGGUUUGAAUGAGCUUACUGUUGCAAUCAACAUAACUAACACUCUUUGUACUCUUUUUCUCUUUGAUGUCAACCAAAGAGUCAAAAUGAUGUAUUAGAUGUUUUGGCUCAAACGAGACAAGAACAUUCUUUCGUCGCAGCCAAAACACGAGAGUAAAUGACAGACGUCUUUUAAAUUAAUCACUAGAGUGAGCCUCAUUCUGUUGGUUCUUCGACGAAGCAACAGUGCAGCGCCUCCAAAGAAUAACUGAAUCAAGCAAACACUCCACCACACUGUUUGUAUCUCGUCUUCCGAGAUAUUGGAGAUAUUGGAGUCCUAUAUGAUAAAAUAUAUGUAUAUAUAUACACAUAUGUAUAUACAGCGUGUUCCGUUUAAAUGAAUACGAUGGAAUAUCCGACAAGGUACUGAUGUUAUAAAAAAAAAGAAUGUACGAAUGAAAGUUGCUUAGUUUGGAAAGGAGACGCGGCAUGCAAAUUAUUUUUUUGUCGGUUGAAUGGUGGGACAGAUUUCAAAGUCAACUAUAUUUUUUAAAAUGGAAUCAUAUGAUUUCGAAUGUACUGAUAUCGAUAAAAAAAAGUGUUAACCUAUUUACUUUCACUUUAAUAUCAUAAAACUUAUCGCUUGAAAAACAAGGACAACAUAAACAUAAGAAUACCACUCGUAUCUUCCCUUGAUAAAUUUUGCAAAAUUAAGGAAAAAAUCUCAGAUUAGAAUAAGUUUUUCGACAUGAAUAAGUUAAUACUUUUUUUUAUAGAGAAUGGUUAGAUAAAUCGAUGACUGCAUUCGAAGCAACUUUUAUUGAAACAUAUUUUUAUAACUCUGAAAUAUUCUGCCGUUUUCAGUUCAAACGGCAUCUUGUAUGUACGUAUGUCUAAUUAAUUUAAAUUGUAAAAAAAUCUCUAGUCACCUAGUUAUCUAAGGAAAUUAAAUAAUAAACAACCGUGCUUUCAUACAUAUUCG